Molecule: messenger RNA, 323 nt
Organism: Saccostrea echinata
Lineage: Eukaryota; Metazoa; Mollusca; Bivalvia; Ostreida; Ostreidae
Product: tyrosine-protein kinase BTK-like
Exons: 3
Coding region: 23-286 (87 amino acids)
Biological process (GO): cell surface receptor protein tyrosine kinase signaling pathway; protein phosphorylation; positive regulation of kinase activity
Cellular component (GO): signaling receptor complex
Molecular function (GO): transmembrane receptor protein tyrosine kinase activity
Source: RefSeq, a predicted model, not a curated record
UUUUAGGGCUUUCGGGGUGCUUAUGUGGGAGAUCUACACCGGAGCUCGGUUGCCUUACGGUGAUUUUACGAUAGACGCUGUCAUGAGUCACAUCAUUCAGGGAGGAAAACUGGAUAAACCUGCGAAAUGUUCAGAUGAUGUAUGGCAGAUCAUGCAGAUGUGUUGGUUGGACUGUGCGGAUGAGAGGCCUUCGUUCAGAGACCUAGAGAAGUCACUACAAACGUGUCUAACUACUGGCGAUGAACAGGAAAGUGAAGGGAAUACUGAAGACACCAUCUUAUUGUGAAAAAUGACGUGGAAACUCUCUCUCUCUCUUUCUUAUG